Messenger RNA from Amphibalanus amphitrite, 2277 nucleotides. RefSeq lists its product as uncharacterized. NCBI's taxonomy places the organism in Eukaryota, Metazoa, Arthropoda, Thecostraca, Balanomorpha, Balanidae. The record is from RefSeq and is a predicted model, not a curated record. Gene Ontology annotation, biological process: nervous system development. Gene Ontology annotation, molecular function: signaling receptor activity. The transcript has 11 exons. The coding region runs from base 1 to 2277 and encodes 758 amino acids. Gene Ontology annotation, cellular component: signaling receptor complex; external side of plasma membrane.
AUGAUUUACGUUAGAGAAAAACCCAGGAGACGGAUGAAAACCUUGUCGUUCUGUGAAGACCUGUUGCUGUCGCUGCUACCGCUGCUGGUGGUGACUGCCGUGUGGCUGGACGCCGCGGCUGCCAGCGAGUUUCCUGAGCGCGAGUGCUGCGACUCCAUACCUCCACUGCCAGCUCAGUACACCACACCGCCCGCAUCUGGGGUGACCGAACAGCCCAAGACGAGCACUUCAACAACGGUCAGACCGACAGCGGUAUCGGUGAGGACCAGCCCGCCGAUUGUCGACUGUAAGGUGGCCCGCCAGCUGUGCCGAAGGAGCGCUGCAUGUCAGUACAUCACGUCCAUCAUCCCGCGCCUCUGUGGACCCGAACUGGUGUCGUGCUCGACGGUGACGGUGACCAAGUGUCGGGCGGCUCUGCGGACGCUGGUGGCCUUCCAGUUCUUCCAGCCCACGUGUCUGUGCAAGGAGCAGCGCAUCGACCCCGAGUGUAACACCUACCGCAACCUGGUGUUCGACCAUCCCUGUCUGAGCGUCAGACACCUCGAUAAGGACCCGUUUCCCACGCAGGCCCUGCCUACCUGUGAGUACGCUCUGAACGCGUGCCACCAGCAGCCCAGCUGCUCCAGAGUCUAUCACGACUACCGGCGACUGUGUCCCUUCUCCGACGGCACGUGUCACAUGAAAAACAGCUCUGCGUGCAGCGAUGCCUGGAUCGCGCUGAAGAAACGGAGCCCGUUAUACGGAUGUAUUUGUACUGAUUUUCGCGACUGGAACUGCGAGAGAGCGUUCAAAGCCGUUCAUGAGAAUCCUUGCAUAGUGAGCGGUCUAGGAGGAGCCGAGGUCUCCCGACCACUGGCUGACCAGCAGUUGGUGGCUCCUCUGUUCAACCUGACGUCUGAACGACCCUGGUCAUCAAGUAUUGAGAGGACGCUCUACGGGCCUGAGAUGGACAGUAUGAAUAAUAAGUCUGAGGAGAGCGCCGUCAAAGAAAAGCAAAAAACUACUGCCAAGCUUCCAUCCGCCAACCCAGCCGGUUCGGUCGACGUGGAGUCGGCCGGUCCCGUGCUGCAGUCGUCCUGUCACACGGCGCUGGCCAACUGUCGUCGGGACCGCCGCUGCCGCCUCCUGCUGGAGCCCAUGUUGAACAGCUGCGUGGCCGACUCGUGCCACCGCCAGCAGUGUAUGAAGCACAUGCAGGAGUUCUAUGACCAGUCAGACAGCGUGCUCGUCAUGGACGCCGCACUCUGCGUCUGCCGCCGGAGCGACGCGGGCGAGUCGGGCUGCGUGGCGGCCAUGCAGCGGCUGCACCCGGCGUGCGCCAGCCAGCCGGAGGGCGGCCGGCUGCCGUCGUGUCUGCGGGUGGCGCGCCACUGCCGCCGCCAGUGGGAUGGCCGCUGCCGGCCGCGGCUCGAGCGCUACGAGCAGGCGUGUGCCGUGGACGUGGUGACGGCCCGCUGCGCCGGCCCCAGCGAGCACUGCCGGAGCGCGCUUCUGGCCGUGCUCGGUACCGAGCUGCACAGCCACUGCGGCUGUCACGACGCGCCGGCGGCCGGCUCCACGCCCGGCCAGCACAGCUGCCACGACUGGGAGCGCCUUCUCUGGGCUAACCCCUGUGUUGAAUUAUCUCAGCGGGAGUACCUUCUGCGCCAGCCGAGCGGCAGUCCCCUGCACGGCCCUCCGGCGCCAGUUCAGCCACCCUCCAGCAGCCGGCGGAGGCAGGCAGCGCUCCCAGACAGUCAGAGACUAGUUACGGACUCUGCCGCCGGUGACGCCACCAUCGUCCCCAGCCAUCCCCACUGCGUGGUCAGAAAACCAGGACGACCCGACGACUUUAUCCUCGUAGGAGCAGGAGUGCGGUAUUACCGUUUGAAGGGAAGCUCAGACCCGUACCGGGAGGAGAAGGACUGCUCUGAGCUGUGUAUGUGCCACGGCCGCGGCCGGCUCGUCUGUAACGUGCUCGACUGUCUGGAGAAGCGCGAGUGUCAGUCGUCGCUGGCGCUGUACUACCACGGCACGGCCGGACUGGUAUCCUACCAAGAGGGAUGCGUCUGCCACCACGGAGACUUCAUCUGCGCCAGACCUGCAGACGAUGACUAUUCGCUUCCCUUUGGUGUGUUCCUGUUCUUGGGGUACAGUCGGGCCGAACAAGACAUGCUUUAUCCACACACCCACAAGACUAUUAGACAGUAUGUCGUCGAAGAGUUGAAGAACAUUCUCGACGUUGUCCUCAAGAGACAGGACUUGGGUGCUCAGGUAAAGCUCAUUAUUUUUGUAUAG